ACUUCCGGUGAGGGUCGUCCACUCGUGGCCGGUGGGUCUAUGGGUGGAGACCUGCGUGAUCCUGAGGCUGUGGAGGCUGGGGCGAGGACAGGAGGGGCCUGGAGCUGAGGACCGAGGUGCAGAGGCGGGGUUGGCCUCGGGGAGCAGAGGGGGACCUGGAAGACGGAGGGAGGGGCGUAUGCAGGGAGCCCAGCAGCUUCCGCCUGCGAGUCCCGCUGCAGGAUGAGGAAAGUUAGUUCGCGCUACCCGGACUCCUGUUUGUCUUGACUCUCUGGCUGUGUGACCUGAAGCGAAGUUUCCAGCACCUGAGCUGUCCAUUUCUGAAAAACAGGGACAGUCAAUCACCCUUGUCAGUCGUCCUCGUGCCCGGCAGGGUAAGGUGAGGCAGAGCCUCCCAGUUGCCAUGCGCGCUGCGGCUCUCGGGUUUGCGGAUUGCGUUCCCAGGUCUGACGGGAAGCUGGCUAGGACUUUACUUUGAGCUUCUCGGGGAUGGAUGAGUGUGAGGACCGAAAUUCUAAGAAUCGGAUAGUCUAUCUGCAGCUUGGGGAGUUUUAACUUCUUCCCUGUCGGAUUCUCCAUGUGUUGAGUAAGCAUAUACAUCACUAUAAAAACCAUGGACGAAGAACCUGAGAGAACUAAGCGGUGGGAAGGAGGCUAUGAGAGAACCUGGGAAAUUCUUAAAGAAGAUGAAACUGGCUCACUUAAAGCUACAAUAGAAGACAUUCUCUUCAAGGCAAAGAGGAAGAGAGUGUUUGAGCACCAUGGACAAGUUCGACUUGGAAUGAUGCGUCACCUGUAUGUGGUGGUGGAUGGGUCGAGAACAAUGGAAGAUCAGGAUUUGAAGCCCAAUAGACUGACAUGUACUUUAAAGUUGUUGGAAUACUUUGUAGAAGAAUAUUUUGAUCAAAACCCUAUCAGUCAGAUUGGAAUAAUUGUAACUAAGAGUAAAAGAGCUGAAAAACUGACGGAACUCUCAGGAAACCCAAGGAAACACAUAACAUCUUUGAAGAAAGCUGUAGAUAUGACCUGCCAUGGAGAACCAUCGCUUUAUAAUUCUUUAAGCAUGGCUAUGCAAACCCUAAAACACAUGCCUGGACAUACAAGUAGAGAAGUGCUAAUCGUCUUCAGCAGCCUUACAACUUGUGAUCCAUCUAAUAUUUACGAUCUCAUCAAGACCCUGAAGACAGCUAAAAUUAGAGUGUCUGUUAUUGGAUUAUCUGCGGAGGUUCGAGUUUGUACUGUGCUUGCUCGUGAAACCGGUGGAACAUACCAUGUUAUCUUAGAUGAAAGCCAUUACAAGGAGCUGUUAGCACACCAUGUGAGCCCUCCUCCUGCCAGCUCAAGCUCCGAGUGCUCACUCAUUCGCAUGGGAUUCCCUCAGCAUACCAUUGCUUCUUUGUCUGAUCAGGAUGCAAAACCAUCUUUCAGCAUGGCGCAUUUGGAUAAUAAUAGCACUGAGCCGGGGCUUACAUUGGGAGGCUAUUUCUGCCCACAGUGUCGAGCAAAGUACUGUGAGCUUCCUGUUGAAUGUAAAAUAUGUGGUCUUACUUUGGUGUCUGCACCUCAUUUGGCAAGAUCUUACCAUCAUUUAUUUCCUUUGGAUGCUUUUCAAGAAAUUCCCCUAGAAGAAUAUAAAGGAGAAAGGUUUUGUUAUGGAUGUCAGGGAGAAUUGAAAGACCAACAUGUCUAUGUUUGCACAGUGUGCCAAAAUGUUUUCUGUGUGGACUGCGAUGUCUUUGUUCAUGACUCUCUCCACUGUUGUCCUGGCUGUAUUCAUAAGAUCCCAACUCCUUCAGGUAUUUGAUUCCAACAUGAAGAACAAAUAUAUUGAAUGGGUUUAAAAACAAAACAAAACUUGUAACUGUAAAUAAAAUGAUUCUUUGAAUAAACUGAUUCUCUAAUUAAAACAUGAAAACACUUUGAAAGAAGAUCUGAUUUAAGGAACUUAACUAUGAAAAUACAGUAUUUUAAUUUGGAUUCUAUCACUGAUAUGCAUUAAGAUUUAAUUUUGUUUUCUAUUAUUUUGAGUCAUUUUUAUUCUAACUCAUUAGUAUAUAUAUAAAUUACUUAUAAUGAUUAAACUGAUGUCAUAAUCUCAGUUUUUUCAUUUUAGAUUUUUAUUUACAUGCCUGUGUGUCUACAUGAGUUUAUGUUUACCCUAAGUGUAGGUACCCACAGGGGUCAGAAGAGGACAUCAGAUUUUCUGGGAGUGGAGUUUAAACACAGUUGUGAGUGCCGGGGACUGAACCC
Molecule: messenger RNA, 2250 nt
Organism: Arvicanthis niloticus (Nile rat)
Lineage: Eukaryota; Metazoa; Chordata; Mammalia; Rodentia; Muridae
Gene: Gtf2h2c
Product: GTF2H2 family member C
Biological process (GO): regulation of transcription by RNA polymerase II; DNA-templated transcription; nucleotide-excision repair
Cellular component (GO): transcription factor TFIIH core complex; transcription factor TFIIH holo complex
Molecular function (GO): zinc ion binding
Source: RefSeq, a predicted model, not a curated record